GCCGGACGUGACGCCUGGGGGCGGGUCCGGUGCGGCGGCGCUGAGGGGCGAAGCGCUGCUAUGGCCGAGCCCGAGCCGGGCGCGGCUGCCGGCGAGAACGGCGUGGGCAGCAGAGUGAUCCGCGUGGGCACCCGCCGGAGCCAGCUGGCCCGAAUUCAGACUGACAGCGUAGUUGAGAUGCUCUGUGACCUAUACCCCGACCUGCGCUUUGAGAUUGUUGCCAUGUCAACGACUGGAGACAAGAUCCUGGAUACAGCCCUUUGCAAGAUUGGGGAGAAGAGCCUCUUCACCAAAGAGCUGGAAAAUGCACUUGAGAGAAAUGAAGUUGACCUUGUGGUUCACUCCUUGAAAGAUCUGCCAACUUCUCUUCCUCUUGGCUUUACCAUCGGUGCUGUCUGCAAAAGGGAAAACCCACUUGAUGCUGUUGUUUUUCAUCCCAAAAACUGUGGGAAAUCACUGAGCCUCCUUCCUGAAAAGAGUGUGAUUGGAACCAGCUCACUUCGGAGAGCAGCUCAGCUCAAAAUGAAGUUCCCUCAGUUAGAGUUCAGGGAUAUUAGAGGCAAUUUAAAUACCCGCUUAAAGAAGCUGGAUGAGAAGGAAGACUUCAGUGCCGUUAUCUUGGCCGCUGCAGGGCUGAAGAGAAUGGGCUGGGAGCAUCGCAUUGGCCAGCUUCUAAGCCCUGAAGAUUGUCUGUAUGCUGUUGGACAGGGUGCCUUAGCAGUAGAAGUUCGUGCCAAAGAUCAAGAGAUACUGAAUAUGGUAUCUGCCCUGCAUGACACAGACACUGUGUUGUGCUGCAUUGCUGAGAGAGCCUUUAUGAAACGUUUGGAAGGUGGAUGUAGUGUCCCCGUUGCUGUCAACACGGUGCUGAAAGAUGGCCAGCUGUAUUUAACAGGAGCAGUGUACAGUCUGGAUGGAUCUGAUAGCCUGAAGGAAACCAUGCAGACCAGUGUUAAUUAUUCCCAACAGAAUGAAGACGGACCAAAUGAUGAUGUGCAGCACGUUGGCAUCACAGCCAAGAAUGUUCCUCAUCAGGCCCAAGAAGCAGCAGAGAACCUUGGUGUUGAACUAGCUAGUUUACUUCUGAGCAAGGGAGCUAAGCACAUCCUCAGUGUGGCAAGGCAGCUCAACGAUGCCCGCUAAAGCUGUGAUGCAGUCAGCACGACUGCAACAACUCCAGGCAGUUCUUGCAGCUACACUAUCAUCCUUCUUUGGAGGAGGGGAUUUAUUUAAAUGUCCACACCAGCCUUAUCUGAUGUUUGGGCAUAAACACUUGAAAUGCUGAGUAGCUUCUGCUGCUCAGGGGUUUCAUCCAUCUGCAUUUCUCUAAAUUGCAAAUUUGUCUCUGAAGGUUUUUAAGCAUUUUUUGUAGCUAGGAACUUAAAAGUAAAAAAAUGACAAACCAAACCAAACCCUGUAAGUGUUCUAUACCAUUUGGAAACAAGGCACUUGAUAGAUUAUCAGAGGCUCAUCUGUGAUGCUGCUGAAGUGCUGUGCUGUUAACAGAGUAGUCUUUAUUUGGGCCUGUUUGCUCGUUAGAACGUUGAGGAAGACUGCGACUAGGUUUGUAAACCCAAGUUCCUUACAGCAGCAGGCACCAGAGAUGCCAUCUUGAUCAUGGGUCUCAGCUAAGGAAUGAAGUUUGCAAUUACUGGAUGCAGAUUUGUUGAGUGACCUAUAGUAAAUUAGGAAGUGUCUUAUCUGCAAGGGUAAUCUGAGAGUCGUUCGUCUACACUAACUGCUCAGUGGGAAGCCGAGGAGGCAGUCCAAAUUUGAGCUGUUGUGCCUUUCUCUUGAACCGUUAGCCCCUCCUGCUUUCACUGUGGCUCCUUGGACUCACUACUGGUCACCAUCCAUCCUCUCAGCAGGGCUCACGUGUUGCAGUGCCUUGCAGAAAAACGGCAUCUUGCUGGGGUCCCAUUUUAGAAACGAAACAUUGUUUAUUCUCUAUGCAAUGCCCACUGAAUGUGUGUAACAGGUGAUAAAUACAGUUUAAUUAUGAGCA
This is a messenger RNA of Pogoniulus pusillus (Red-fronted tinkerbird), 2005 nucleotides long. RefSeq names its product hydroxymethylbilane synthase (gene HMBS). Bases 61 to 1143 code for a protein of 360 amino acids. Lineage: Eukaryota; Metazoa; Chordata; Aves; Piciformes; Lybiidae. Gene Ontology annotation, cellular component: cytoplasm. Gene Ontology annotation, biological process: heme biosynthetic process. The transcript is spliced from 14 exons. The record is from RefSeq and is a predicted model, not a curated record. Gene Ontology annotation, molecular function: hydroxymethylbilane synthase activity.